UAUUUUAGUGUCGGCAAUGGCUGCCAGAAGUUCGAGUUUAUCAAUUCCAACUGGGUUUCUCAAUUCCUCCAAAACCCAACAAGGUUUUAAGAUCAUCUUUGUGUCAUCUCCAAGUUUCAGAGCACCCAAAAAGCUUUCAUCAUCUUUCGUUCGUGCAAUGGGCUCCUCCUCCUCUUCCCAGCGACCAGAUGGCAUCCGAGAGGCUGAGGCUGACACCACGGAUUACAAAUCUAUAAGCAAUGAUGAAUGGAAGAAACGGCUCACAAAGGAGCAGUUUGAUAUUACUCGUCAGAAGGGAACUGAGAGAGCUUUUACUGGUGAGUACUGGAACACCAAAACGCCAGGGACAUACCACUGUAUAUGUUGCGACACAACUCUGUUUGAAUCAUCUACUAAAUUUGACAGUGGGACUGGUUGGCCAUCAUAUUACCAGCCUGUUCGUGAUAACGUCAAAUCCAAGCUAGACUUGUCUAUUAUUUUCAUGCCUCGAGAGGAAGUUCUUUGUGCUGUUUGUGAUGCUCAUCUGGGCCAUGUAUUCGAUGAUGGACCGGCGCCAACUGGGAAGCGCUACUGCAUCAAUAGUGCUGCACUUAAACUGAAGCCGAAGCAGUAGGCGAUGGUGAAGAUACUCGCGUGCCUGCGUGUGAAUUCCGUAACCCAUACUACUCCUAGUUACACGUUUGUGCGCAUGAACUAAGGAUUCCUACAAGAUGUAUAAGUUUACUUGUGUUGAAUGGAAAUAAUUGUACCUCUCGCGACUUUGUUCAA
Messenger RNA from Momordica charantia (bitter melon), 768 nucleotides. It is a transcript of the gene MSRB1, whose product is annotated as methionine sulfoxide reductase B 1. The record is from RefSeq and is a predicted model, not a curated record. Gene Ontology annotation, biological process: response to oxidative stress; protein repair. NCBI's taxonomy places the organism in Eukaryota, Viridiplantae, Streptophyta, Magnoliopsida, Cucurbitales, Cucurbitaceae. Gene Ontology annotation, cellular component: cytoplasm. Gene Ontology annotation, molecular function: peptide-methionine (R)-S-oxide reductase activity.